GUGCGGAGGUGGAGCGGCGCGCGUCGGCUCGGAGCGGCUAGCAGGCAGGCGGGCUCGGUGGGUGGUGCGACCGAGCGAGGCCACGGCCGAGCCUCUGUAGAAGAAGGCGCCGAGGAGUUGGGCUCUUCCGUGGAAGCCGGCGAGCGGCGACGUUAGGCCGGAGUCAUGAGCGACAGCGGCGAGCAGAACUACGGCGAGCGGGAAUCCCGUUCUGCUUCCAGAAGUGGUAGUGCUCACGGAUCUGGGAAAUCUGCAAGACAUACCCCUGCAAGGUCUCGCUCCAAGGAAGAUUCCAGGCGAUCCAGAUCAAAGUCCAGGUCCAGAUCUGAAUCUAGGUCUAGAUCCAGAAGAAGUUCUCGAAGGCAUUAUACAAGGUCACGAUCUCGAUCCCGCUCGCAUAGGCGGUCCCGUAGCAGAUCUUAUAGUCGAGAUUAUCGCAGACGUCAUAGCCACAGCCAUUCUCCCAUGUCUACUCGAAGGCGCCAUGUUGGGAAUCGGGCAAAUCCUGACCCUAACUGUUGUCUUGGAGUGUUUGGGUUGAGCUUGUACACCACAGAAAGAGAUCUAAGAGAAGUGUUCUCUAAAUAUGGCCCCAUUGCUGAUGUGUCUAUUGUAUAUGACCAGCAGUCUAGACGCUCAAGAGGAUUUGCUUUUGUAUAUUUUGAAAAUGUAGAUGAUGCCAAGGAAGCUAAAGAACGUGCCAAUGGGAUGGAGCUUGAUGGACGUAGAAUUAGAGUUGAUUUCUCCAUAACAAAGAGACCACAUACCCCAACUCCUGGAAUUUACAUGGGGAGACCAACCUAUGGCAGUUCACGUCGUCGGGAUUAUUAUGAUAGAGGAUACGAUCGAGGCUAUGAUGAUCGAGAUUACUAUAGCAGAUCAUACAGAGGAGGAGGCGGCGGUGGUGGAGGAUGGAGAGCUGCUCAAGACAGGGAUCAGAUUUACAGAAGGAGAUCACCUUCACCUUACUACAGUCGUGGAGGAUACAGAUCACGUUCCAGGUCUCGAUCCUAUUCGCCUCGUCGCUAUUAAAGCAUGGAGUUGAAGAUUUUCUGAAACCUGCCAUAGAGCUGGGAUGUUGUUUGUGGACAAUAUUUUUAUUGUCUCCUGUUUAAAAAGUGAACAGUGCCUAGUGAAGUUAGGUGACUUUUACACCUUUUAUGAUGACUACUUUUGGUGGAGUUGAAAUGCUGUUUUCAUUCUGCAUUUGUGUAGUUCGGUGCUUUGUUCAAAGUUAAGUGUUUUCAGAAAAGUAUGUUUUGCAUGUAUUUUUUUACAGUCUACAUUUUGACUGCUGAGAAGUUUCUAUUGUACAAAACUUCAUUUAAAAAAGGUUUUUUCUACUGAAUCCAGGGUAUUCUGAAGAUCGAAGCCUGUGUUUAAAAUGCUACCAAAAUGGCAAAAAGCAACAAUAAAGUUUGAUUUUUACUUUUCUUUCUAACAUCAUGCUUAACAGCUAUUUAGGUUGUCAGUAGUAAAUUUAAAGACAAAAGUACCCAUUUCCUUUGAAGAGUCCACAAAAACAUGCCAUAUUCAAUAUAUCUGCAAAUAAGUGUUAAAAAAAAUAACCUCUGUAACUCUGUACUGCUAGCAGUAGAACUAAAACUCUUCCAACUCAGCAAAUGCUUAAUGCUUAUAUAAAUGUGGAUUUGUCAGCCUUUAUGUAAUCUGUAAUACAUAUAUAUAUAUAUUUAGCAGAUAAUAAGAGUUACAGACGAUGCCUUUAAAAGGCUCUUAAGCUGUACAAGGGGGAGGAUGGUGUUUCAACUAGCUAUCAGCAAGUAACAAUACAUUCCACCACAAUUGUACUCUUGUUCUUCUAGCUUUUAGACUAUAUUGAAAAACUGGGUGCUUCAAAUAAUGGAGUAAGAGAAAGGAACCCUACACCUGUGUGGUGAAUGAACUGAAGACUGCCUGUUCAUUUUUUAAACAUUAUUUUCAGGUCCUUUGCUUACCAAGAGGCCUGAUUUCACUCAAAUGUUUUGAGAACUGUUUAAAUAAACGCAAAUGAAGAGAA
Messenger RNA from Jaculus jaculus (lesser Egyptian jerboa), 2017 nucleotides. It is a transcript of the gene Tra2b, whose product is annotated as transformer 2 beta homolog. Gene Ontology annotation, biological process: positive regulation of mRNA splicing, via spliceosome. The record is from RefSeq and is a predicted model, not a curated record. Gene Ontology annotation, cellular component: spliceosomal complex. NCBI's taxonomy places the organism in Eukaryota, Metazoa, Chordata, Mammalia, Rodentia, Dipodidae. Gene Ontology annotation, molecular function: RNA binding. The coding region runs from base 166 to 1032 and encodes 288 amino acids. The transcript is spliced from 9 exons.